Molecule: messenger RNA, 1939 nt
Organism: Galleria mellonella (greater wax moth)
Lineage: Eukaryota; Metazoa; Arthropoda; Insecta; Lepidoptera; Pyralidae
Product: pickpocket protein 19-like
Exons: 10
Coding region: 412-1728 (438 amino acids)
Biological process (GO): sodium ion transmembrane transport
Cellular component (GO): membrane
Molecular function (GO): ligand-gated sodium channel activity
Source: RefSeq, a predicted model, not a curated record
UGCUUUAAUGUAAACGUAAAUACCUACAUAAAAGGUUUUAUAAAGAAUAAAAAUAAAUUAAACUCUAACUUUUGAGAUAUUUAGGAUUUUCUUCCAUAAAAAACUUUCAUAAUAAAAUUAGUAUAGAAUCAGCAAAGGAGUAAAUUCUAGAGAAUGAAAGAAAAUCAAUAAAAUUGGAGGUGAAUUGGCAAAGACAAAGUAACAUAAAUAAAUGUUGUCAAUUCUUCAAAUACGGCUUUUUUUUUUUUUCAAGGAAAACUUCGCCAAUAAAAUUGUAACAAUUUUCCUAUUAAUUCCAUAAUAAUUUUAACAGUAAUUAAAGUAUUUUUUUAGUAGAAUUUAUUACUAAAUUCAAUAUUCACAUUUUAUAGAACAAUACAUUAAAUAUAGAAUUAACGUAAAGUUGCUAAGAUGAACAUAAAUAACAUUUUUUGUGGGUCAAUAUUUAGUAGAAUUAGUAAGAAAAUACGUUAUUUCGGUGACGAGAGUAACCUGCACGGAAUAGGGCAUAUGCUGUCCAUGUCUUAUAUACCGAUGUAUAAAAGGAUAUUUUGGCUACUAGUAAUGUCAGCGAGUGGAUUUACUGCAUCAAGAAUAUUACAACCAAUAUUUAGUAUAUACUCUGGAGACGCUGUGUCUUAUUUGGUUGACACGAAUUACAUACAUUUCGAUACUCCAUUCCCGGCUGUAACAGUGUGCCAGUAUGCUGAUACGGGGAACAUAAAAAAGUAUUUAAGCGAACAUCACCUCCCGAAAGCAAUGGUGGACUUCUUCAAGGAAGUGAGCAUUUGGAACGUGAGGUACUGUCGAACAUGCGCAUCUUGCAAAAUCAAUUCCACCUGCUUAGAAGACUUUGUCGACGUGGUUAACACAGUGAGAUCGAAAUGUCCUGAUAUUCUGUCUAAUUGCUGGUGGGACAGAAAGCUAUUUGACUGCUGUGAUCAGUUUCGUCCAAUCAUGACGGAGUACGGGGAAUGUUAUGUGUUCAACUCUCGUCUCACGGGAAACGACUCUGUGCUAACAGUGAACAGGCGUCGGCAGCCCUCUCUGCUUCUUUCGGUCAAACAGAAAAUUGGGAUAAGGGUCCACUCACCUGACGACAUGGUGUUUGCUGGUAUGGAAAAUGUGCUGGGUCAGCCCGUAGCUAUCCCUUUUGUAUCCGACUACGAAAUUAUAUUGAAGGCAGAAGAGACGUUAAGCGAUCAAUCCGUCAGCUCUAUGUCGCGGCCGCCGCGCACUUGUCUUUACGAACACGAGCGACCAUCUUUUGCCCAUCACUGGACUUUUAUGAAGUACACAUAUGAUAAUUGCAGGUUUUAUUGUAGGGCUCUAGCCCAAGUUGAAUUUUGUAAUUGUACGCAUCACUUCAUGCCGAGACUGGGUAAUUAUCCAAUGUGUGACAUUCAAGGGCUUACAUGUCUCGGUAAACAUAGAGAUUUAUUUAGCGCAACAAAUUGCGAUUGCCCGAUGAAAUGUGAAGAGGUACUCUAUAAGCUUGUCCAUAUAUUUGAAACUGAACAGAAGAACACAGAAGAAAUGGUGGCGCGUGGAAGUCAAGUUCGAGUGAAACUUGUACAACUGCCGUCUUUGCGAGUCCGACGAGUUGCUAUCAGAGAAACACUUGGAUUAGUUGUGGAUAUAGGAGGUGUAAUUGGGGUAUUUUUCGGUGCAUCUCUUCUCAGUAUUAUAGAAAUUAUAUAUAUAUUAUGCAUAAGACGAGCACCUUAAUUAUAAAUUUUUGCCUUGCAAAUAUACAUAAAAUUCGUUAUCUAGUACUGAGUUUUAAUUAAAAAUUAGUUUGAGAGACCACGUUAAAUGAGAUAUUGUUAAAUGAAAAUUGUGUACACAUUUUGUACUAAGUUGAUUGUUUUCUGUAACACUAUAUUUCAAUUAAAAUUAAAUUAAGACAGGAUUGAAUUAUCUGCUUAGUAUCUAAGUA